CGUAAUUCCUUCACCGCCACUGCCGUUCCUUCUCGUACUCCCACCGCCACCACCCCACGACCUCUUCCAAUUCCACCGGCCACCGAUAUAAAUAACCCCUACCCUCUCUGCUUUUUCAGGUUUUGCUCUCCCUCACUUUAUCCAGAUCUAAAAAAACAACAUACAGGAAGCUUACAUUCAUUAUAUAGCCCAGAUAUAAUGGAAAUUGGUUCUACCUCUACCAAUACAAGAAAUGAUGAGAGCCGUCGUGAACAAAGAAACUUCAGACGCCGACUUAGGUAUCGUGAGGCACGUGAAAAGGCAAAAACAGAGAAUGUCAGUCCACCAACGCAAGCUGAAUUUACCCCCCCCUUCUACAACCACCGAAGGUCCGACCAAUGGAUGUAGAACAACCUCUCCUAGAUGUUACUCCCAGUUCCAGAUCGUGGAGGUGCAAAGUUAAUGUAAUAGAGAAGCUGAAUACAAGACAGGCACGUCGGGAUCCCGAAAAAACUUACAAAUCCGUGAUCAUGCAAGAUGGUGAGGGACACAGAGUCAAGGGAAUGAUUUAUGGAAUAGAUAUUCCUUUCGUUGACGAUCGCCUUCACUUGAACAAAUCAUAUGUCAUAUCAAAUGCCAGGGUGACUCCCGUCAUGGAAAGAUACUCAGUUCCCGAUGAACAAUACAGAUACACUUGGACACUGAAUAGAAGAACAUUGAUUAUCGAUGUCAAUCCAGAGCACCAGCUCUUUAUCCAAGCAAACCUCGAGGCACCUAUUGACCCAUUUCACACUUUUUAUCUAGCUAUGCUAAGCAAGUCAAGUUUAAAUGUGCUGGCAACUGUACUUGCUAAACUACCAAGGCGGUGUGUUUUCACUUCACAAGGGAAACAAAUAAUAAGCGAUUUUGUUCUCAUGGACCAGGAAUGUAAGCCGAUCAUCUUAAGAAUGUGGGGUGAUUUCGCAACACUUCAGGGAACUCAUAUCCAAGAGUUACUGGAUGCAGGCACAUACCCAAUUAUAUUCGCAAAGAGGAUUCAUGCCACGUCUUUCCAAGGGCUGCAACUCACAACUCGUUACGAUACAUCCAUCGAGAUACAGCCAACUAUCUCACCGAUGGUUGCUCUAAAUCAAUGGACAUCAUUAAACAAGGAUGCUAUCCAGAACGCCAUUCAAUCAGAAGUUUACAAGGAUGCUUUAAGUUUCUUUGUGGCUCCGGAAGACAUUCAGAAAACAGCCAUCUCAGCUGUGCUUUCUUCAUACAAAGAGGACGAAAUAUACUGGAUAGAAGGCCAAUUACAGCUUCAAGAGCAUGGGCCAACUCCUUACUACAUUGGAUGCAGUACUUGUAACCGCAAAGUUGAGUUUGAGGUUGAAGAUACCUACCAGUGCAGUGAAUGCGGAGACAAGGAAUCAAGGACUAUAAAAAGGUUCAGAGUCUCUGCUGAGCUAGGUGAUGAAGAAAACAAAAUACAGUUCACUCUUUUCACCGAAAAUCUGAAAAAAAUUGCACGCUCACUAGAGAUGAACACACCAAUGGAAUUAAUGGAUAUCGACGACCUGAACAAAGGGCUCAGAUCAAUGGUCAUCACAGCUGCUGUACAGUUACAGCGAGCCACUUACCAAAGACAAGGAAAACCGUUUUCUUUAUUAUGUCUCCAUCAGUUUUCUGACAAACUCAUCAAGGCUGCACCCCUAAAGAGAAAACAAACUGCAAGCCAAGAUGAGUAAAACAUAUGUAGGAGAAAAUUAUAAAAUGACCUCUAAACCAAAUGCCUUUAGUAAAAAAACUUUUGAAAAUGACAUCUAACCACUAUGGAGGUCAUUUUCAGAUUUUGUUAGGUAAGUUUUUGCCUUAACUUUAACCCCUUUAAUACUUAGGUGCAUGUAAGAUAUAUAUAAUGCUAUGCUACAAUGACACUU
Cuscuta campestris is the source of this 1901-nucleotide messenger RNA. The record is from the annotation of a GenBank genome assembly. Lineage: Eukaryota; Viridiplantae; Streptophyta; Magnoliopsida; Solanales; Convolvulaceae.